UACGUUUCCAUCGAGGGUCCAAAUCGGGUCAGAGUCGGGUUAGAGUCGGGUUGGGGUCAGCGCUUGUACGGUGGAAACGCCAAAGGUUUAGUUGAACUCUACCCUACAAAAUUUUAGGGUAGCGUUCAGUUGAGGUUCGGUGGAAACGACAAGAGUCGAGUUCAUGUUGCCAACAUAACAAAUCCAAAUUGCAUUGUGUAUCACGUGCUGUAUUAAUUGGUGUAGAAGAGGUUAUUAUUACUUUUUGUCGGUGAUCUUGUAAUCUGAGAAAUAAUUUUUGUAUGUUAUUUUGAUAUUGUAAAAUUAAUAUUGCUCAGCUUUACAUGUCACAAUAUGGCAGUUGAUUUUGUGCAGUUGGUAAUGUUCAACCCAACUCCAACCCCAACGUAACUCUGAUCCGAUGGAAACAGGCAAGGCAACAUAACUCUAACCCGACUCUGACCCGAUUUGGACCCUCGAUGGAAACGUAGUCUAUGUUGCGGCACAGUAUAAGAAUGCUUUCUUAUACUGUGGUUGCGGUAUGAUGUGUCGUAAACCACGUGCAGCGAAAUAUUUUAAGUAAUAAAUAUCUAAAGUGCAAGUUAAGUACAAAUAUGAGUACCCAGAAAGGAAAUUCCAGCCGAUCAAGGCCACAAAAGUAUCAAAACAAAAGCGCUUUUAAAAAUAAUCUGUAUGAUAAAUCAAACAAGACAAAGCUUAUUAAUAAAAUUGAAGUUUUAAAUGUGUGUGAAAGAUGUAAAAAAAUAAUUGAAUGGAAAAUUAAAUAUAAGAAAUAUAAGCCAUUAAAAACCUUAUCAAAAUGCAUAAAAUGUGAACAGAAAACAAUAAGUAAUGCUUAUCAUAAAAUAUGUUUACCUUGUGCUAAUCAAUUAGAAGUUUGCCCAAAAUGUGGUGAAAAAGGUAAUAUUGUUGAGGGAAAAUCAAGUAAAGAAACCCUUAAGUUGGAUGCAGAGUUACAAAAUAUUCUCAAAGGAUUAUCUGAACGAAAACGCAGAACAUUUAUACGUUAUAUGAAUCAGCAAGCUACAAAUCAUAAAGAUGGCUCUAUAAAAGGUAAGAGUACGAAAAGUCCAAGCGAAGAAGAAGAACAAGAAAAAAUUGAAACUUGUACAGGUACUUACAGAGAAAAUUUAUUACUGAAAUUAAAAUCAUUAGCAAUUACUGAAGAUGAUAAUAAUAGCAGUGAUUAUGAUGAUAAUUCAGAUGUAUAAUUAAAUUUAAUAUAGACAUCUAUAGCAGAAAUUAUUUGUAUUCAAAGAAGCAACUAUAAAUAUAAUA
Molecule: messenger RNA, 1278 nt
Organism: Megachile rotundata (alfalfa leafcutting bee)
Lineage: Eukaryota; Metazoa; Arthropoda; Insecta; Hymenoptera; Megachilidae
Source: RefSeq, a predicted model, not a curated record